UGUGAUUUUAAAACAAUUGUUCGUCUCCAACCAAUAACAAGAACGUAAAAACAUACGUCUUCAGAAGAUGAACUUUCUCAUCGUUAUAUGUUUCCUCAUCCAGCUUGCAGCUUUCUCCAGUAGUUGCAACAUUACCUAUGGAAGAUAUUGUUACUUUAUAAGCGUGGAGGGAGCCAGGUGGCUGGAAGCAAAAAAAUCGUGUACGGAUCGAAAUUACAACUUUGUCAAAUUUACCACAUUUGAAGAACUGGCUCAAUUUACCAUUCAAGCAAGAACAUACGCGCCAAUGCAAGGGAAAGAUUUCUUCUGGGCAGGUGUAAGUACCUUUUAUUCCAAUGGGCCCGAUCUCCGGCAGGCGAACGAUAGCACUGCUGAUGCCGCCAUUACAGAAAGUCCCACAGCUAAAAUAAACGACUCGUGUACAAUGGUGGAUAAAAGGAAUGCCAAAGUUACAGGAUCCGACUGUCUCCUCAAGCUACCGUAUGUGUGUCAGAUGAAAGUAAUCAAUGUUGGGGAUUGUUUCAAUGGAUGGUUCAGUCACCAAUGUCAGUAUAGGGAUUUGAUAACAGCAGUAAAAACGAUAGAACCUCCUGACUUCCUUUAUACAAACAAUCGCAACUGCACGCCAAGAGACACGUUAGAAGUAACAUUUAAAAGAAUGAUUUACUUCAAAUCAUUGCAACUAUUCUUUAAGAAAAAAGAGAAGCUCCACAACACGACAUUGGUGUUUACAUUGUCAGACGGAACAAAAACAGACUGCGAAGAUAGUUUAACAUAUUGGGUGGAUAGCCUCACUUUGGAAGUUCAAUGUACGAUACAUAUGUUUAUAAUCCACGUGAAAGUCAAUUUAUAUUUUAAAGCAUCAAUUUGCAAUGUAGCAUUCAACGGAGGAAGAAAUGUAAUCUCUGAAGGGGACGUCAGAUUUUUUGCUGAUGGGGAAAAACAGACGAUGGAAAACAAGGAAGUGCAAAAGACAUAUGAUAAAGACUUAACGAACUGUCUGUUCAUUCAACAACCUGGCGUGGCAUUCACGUGGGUGACGACUUAUUCAGACUUGAUAUUCAUUCAUGAAAUUGUUAUUUACACUAAUGAAUUUUUCAAGACACAAUUUCUCCUUGAACUUUGGGACUUUGACGAAGAAGCCCUCUUUAACUACACGUCCAAUGGGACAGAGGCUAUUCACACUAUCAUCUUCGAUGGAGAGUAUGAGGUUAAAACAAUUAUGAUAACAAGUGUAGGAAACCUGUCGCUUUGUGAAAUUCAAGUCUUUGGUGAAUGUCCUAAGGGAAUGUACGGGACUUCUUGUAAGCAACACUGCCUCAUCAUGUGUUUAAAUCAUGACUGUCAAUUUACUGGGGCCUGCAAAUUGUGUGAACCACACAGACAAGGGCUGCAUUGUAUGGAAUUCUUAGAAAAUCCGAACCAUAGGAUAACGAGUACAGAGCGAAUAGUGAAACCAGAAUCUAAAUCCGAAGUUGGACACUCGGCGCCACAUAUGACAACCUUACUAUUUGUUCUAUUAAUCAUACCGCUUUUAAUAUUACUAGCUAUUUGCAAAAGAUCUAGACGAUCAAAUCAAGUCUACGAAUAAGAAAAGAGGAUAU
Molecule: messenger RNA, 1604 nt
Organism: Physella acuta
Lineage: Eukaryota; Metazoa; Mollusca; Gastropoda; Physidae
Source: RefSeq, a predicted model, not a curated record